GAGAUGAGACUGAAGCACAACAGUAAUCACGUGAUCUCUCCGUGCUUUACACUCAGCUUACUCAGAGACUGCCUUCGUCUUCGUCAGCAGCCUAGACCUGGAUCCGCCCUCUCUAACUGUAAAGACAGCAGUUCGGGCAGCAGGCAGUGAGCAGAUAUAGCAGGGGCUGGUCUACGAGGAUCAGAGACGGCUGGAAUUGAACACGGGUCAGUGGUUCACAUUGCUCCCUGAAUCAGUGGCAAAUCACCAAGGCUUUCUUUUUGUAUCUGGCUUGACAUUUUCAGAGGAGAAAAAGGAUUUAAGGGGGAGGGAAUCUAUUAAACAAGUAAAGUGUUGCUUCGGAACACAAAGGGCAGCACACAGAAGUGAGACACAUCACACAUCCUGAUACAGAUGAUAAAAACACAGCAGGGAGAGGCACUAUGUUCCAGGAGGGCACUGGGAGGCAGGGGUUAAUGUUGCACUUGGUGAGGGCUGGUGAGCAACACUGUGCUGCUUCCCCUGAGCUCAUGACUUUAUUCUCCGCUCAAUAGUAAGAGAUACAGGAAGGAGAGCAAAUACCCCACCCCCUAAAAAAUAACUUGGCAAUAAGAUGUAUAGGUCCAAGUUUUAAUAGUGGCCCAAUUAUUACUACAGUGUUUACCUCUUUGCAUGCUGUUGAGUUAUUUGCAGGAUUCCUAUUUAUAGGGGUGUAACUACAGAGGAAGCAGAUUAUGCAGUUGGAGGGGGCCGAGGAGGUAUAGAGGGGCCCAUGAUGUCCAAAUAAAAAGCAAUACAACAUAUAUUGGUAAAACAGGACUUCUGAUAUGUUUGGGACCUAAAAUUAAUUUACUGUUUGGCCUGGUAGCAUCUACUUAUUGAUAUAUAUGCCACAUUGAUAUAACCCACUAGACGAGGCAAAGAGGGAAGGGUAGAUAAAAACAUGGAAAACGAAUACAGUGGAACCUCAAUUUUACAUCCCCUAAUUUUAAGUUUUCCCCUAUUCUACAUUGUUGUUUAGCAGUUUCACCUAUGUAAUACAUUUCCCUGAUUUUACAUUUUCCUGGAUUUUACACAAUCAUUUUCUGGUCCCCUGAAAAACGUAAAAUGGGGGUUCUACUGUAUUAGUAUAAUUAUUAACAACUAUUUUUAUAAAGAUAAAUCUAUUAUAGAAAGUAUUAUAACCAUUUUAGGGGCUUGGGAUACUUGUUCUUGUGCUGUACGGUAGACAGCCAACUAUUUUUAUUAAGGUAGAUCUCCUGAUGGGACCCAGGUGUCCAUAGUAGAUCCCAGGGUAACAAAGUCUGGGCACCCCUGUACUAUAGGAUCAGCUGAACCCAGACAAUGCCAGGAUUAGAGGGCCCCAGACCUGUGACAUCUCACCACAUACACUAAUAGGAUGUCUGCAAUACAAUGCAUGCCGUUAUAACAGUAACAGCAGACCCCAGACAAAAUGGUAUAUAUAUUUCAUACAUUACUAAUUAUUGUUAUUAUCAUGACAGUUGGAAAACAGAAUGCAAUCAUUUUAUCAGUUCAGUAAACAACGCAUCAUUCUACAGCAGGGGUGUCCAACCUGCGGUCGCUCUUUGAUAGGAUUGUGCCACUGUCAUUACUAGCGGCGCAGGCCAGACUCCCCGAACUGUCUUUGUGUGCCUGGCCUGAGUAGUACAAACGAGACUCUAGUAAGGUUACGUAGCUUCUCGUUUGCUUCUUAGGCACGUUAGUUUGAGAAGGUCGCUAGUAUAAAAGUCUCUCUAGCUUUGUGCGCAUUCUCAUUAAAACUGUGCACGGAGCAGCCAUUAACUAUGUGCUGAAGUUGUUUAUAUGCCCUGGUGUAGGCAGAGGCUACUCCAGUCACUUACCUAUAUAAAUAUAUUAAGCACUUACUGUAUCAUCACCUCUGUGGGCUCUGUGGCAUCUCACCACAUACACUAAUAGGAUGUCUGCAAUACAAUGCAUGCCAUUAUAACAGUAACAGCAGACCCCAGACAUAGGUACCAAUAAAAAAAUAGUCCCCAAACCCUGUGGCCCACCAGCUAUAAUGAAAAACAGACCCCAGACCAUGUGGCCCCCGCAUUAUGUACCAAUAAUUAAAACAGACCCCCAAACCCGGUGGCCUACCAGCUAUAAGUAAAAACAGACCCUAGACCAUGUGGCCCCCACAUUAUGUACCAAUAAUAAAAGCAGACCCCCAAACCAUGCGGCCCAUCAGCUAUAAGUAAAAACAGACCCCAUUCUAUGUGGCCCCCGCAUUAUGUACCAAUAAAAAAAAAAAACAGACCCCAGACCUGCGGCUCACCAGCUAUAAGUAAAAACAGACCCCAGACCUGCGCCCCCACCUCUUUCUGUGGAACCAAAAUAACAGACCUCGGAUCAGGAGUGACCCGAAAGUGAAGCAGAGAUCCUGUCCUACAUGAAGAUUCAGCGUUACUGUCAGCAGUGUAGAGCAGCCAAAAGAAGCAUCCGUUCCGUUGGAGAUGCAGCUAGAAAAUGAAGCCACAGUACCGACGCCUUCCUGAAGACUUGGUUGCUACGUGACGUCACUUCUGGAGAGACAGGAAGUCGGGUCCCGGAAGAGAGACACAGCAGCGCGCACGUAGAGAAGAAGAAGGAGAACAAGCAAGAAGAUGGCAGAGACCGCUUGGACGCCGUGGGACAGUGCCGGUUUGAGGUUUCUCCAACGUCUAACCCAAACAGCAGGAAAGAUCAGCAUUUUGUAGUUUCAGGAAACUUUGUGGUGUCAGUGCAGGAGAUCAAAGAGAAUCAAAGAGGACAUUUAAAUAAGAAAUCCGGGACUGCCGGCUGAGCUGUCAAAAUCGGGACUGUCCCACAGAAAACAGGACAGUUGGGAGGUAUGAGACUAGACUGCCCAUAGGUUUCUUCAUAUGACAGAGCUGCUGAAGUUAAAUGUGCCAGUUCAUGUGCACUGCUGUUUCUCAGGUUACAUGGGCAGUGGCACAGCAUGUGGAGCAAGCCUAGCAGCACAACACACAGAGUGGAGAAGAGAGGUAACAUCAACUUUUACUUUGCCUUGGUUCUGUGACCACAAAUAACGCUAAGGUACUUCCCUUACUCUGUCAGAAGGGGGAUGAGUUUCUUCUCUAUUCAUAGAAACAUUCACAAAAGUGAGCACCCACGUGUGAAGGUGGUUUGCAGGGUUUCCCUCCUGCUGCUGGAAGCUAAAGAUGGGUAUGAGGAUCAAACUAAACAGCAGCGACCAUCCCAGCAACUUGCUGCGGGAAUUAAACAAAGCAAGGCUGUCCGAGACAUUGUGCGAUGUUACUAUUGUUGUGGGGAACCGAUCCUUUUCAGCUCACAAAGCUGUUUUAGGCUCUGCAGCAUGUUAUUUCCACAAGCUGUUCUUAAGCACUGAACUUGAUGUAGCGCGUACAUAUGUCGUGGACUUCAUAACCCCCACUAACUUUGAAAAAGUGUUAAGCUUCAUCUAUACUUCUGAGCUAUUCACUGAUCUGAUAAAUGUGGGUGUCAUUUAUGAAGUAGCAGAAAAACUUGGAAUGGAAGAUUUGCUGAAAGCCUGCCAUGCAACCUUUCCAGAUUUAGAGGGAUCCUCUGGACAAAAAAAUCAAUGCUCUGUGUCCUCAAGUGAAGGCCGUACACGCACCCUAAGUGUUGCUUCGACAGAGCAAAGCCACGGUGAGUCUAAAGGCAAUGGAUUGGAUAAUCACAUAAAUAACACCGAUAAAAGUUUAACUGGCCAAGGAGAUAAUUUAACAUGCUUUAAAGGUGAGGAACAGGAUGCUAAUUUGAACAAAUCCUUAAAUUUUGGGUUACAUGCUAAAUCUGAAGAGCAAAGCACAUCAGCGAGAUAUCAGUCCUCUCAAUGUUCAGUUAAUUCUGGGUUUGUCCCAACGAGUAGCUGUCAGCAGUACAAACCCCAACAUAAUGGGGAGUACAACAAAAGUGGGUACUUUUCUGGGGAUACUUCCAUACAUGUGAACCCAAAGGAAUCUCCAGGAGGCUUUGAGGCAAUGGGAGAGCUACACCUUGACGAGCUUGAAGAAGAGGAGCUGCAGUUUGAUGAGGGUGGAGAUGAAGAUUCAGGCCCUUCAGGGGAAGUCAUUGAACUUAGUGAUGGCAGUGAAGAUGAAUUGCUCAUAUUCGGGCAAGGAGAAUCACGAAGUAGCAAAGCAAUGCCAUGCCAAGUGUGCAAGAAAGUACUGGAACCAAACUUGCAGCACAUUCGUCAACAUGCGAGGGAACAUGUAGACCCCCGCACUGGCAGCUGCAAGGUGUGCCAAGCUCGCUUUCAUGACCGUGGUGCUAUGGUUACUCAUGUCUUGUCUCACAUAGGUAUUUUUCUGUUUUCCUGUGAUAUGUGCGAGGAUAAAUUCUUUAGCCAGUGGCAGCUCACUCUCCAUCGUGGACAAGAAGGAGUAGUAUCGGAGCACAAUAUUAUCGUACAACCAGGUCAGCCACUUCCAGGUGAAGUAAAUGCAUUUGUUGGGACAAUGGGUACUGAGCUACCUUGUGGAGCCUGUCACCGGACAAUGCUAAGGGAUUUUCACUCUGUACGAUCUCAUGCCCUUGAACAUCUUAACUCAAAGGGAUUAUCUUGCAAUUUGUGUGAACAAAGGCAUUUGUCACUCUGUGGAUUGAUGUGGCAUGUUUUAUCGCACAUGUCUAUAUCUGUUUUCUCAUGCUCACUCUGUGCUAGCAGCUUCCUGGAACGGCACCUUCUAGAGAAGCACAUGGCUGUUCACCAAAGCCUAGAUGAGCCUUUGUUUCGUUGCCACCUCUGUUCCCAAGGCUUUAAAUUGGAAUCUGCAUAUCGGCAACAUUUAGGCCAGCAUCGAUGUGGAAGCAUUCCUGCAGACCGCCCUGGGUUUCCUGAAUUCUCUCACGCUCAACUGGGAACUUCUAAGAGAAAAUUGACAGAGGAUUAUUCAGUGGACGAGCAUUCACUUUCAGGACAGACAGGCCACAGCAAGUACACCUGUAAAGUGUGUGGGAAAUCCUUCUCCCAUACCAGUGAGUUCAAUUACCAUCGGCGUAUUCACACUGGGGAAAAGCCGUACCAGUGCAAAGUUUGUCACAAGUUCUUCCGUGGUCGCUCAACCAUCAAGUGCCACCUGAAGACACAUGCAGGGGCCCUGAUGUACAGGUGUACUGUUUGUGGACAUUACAGCUCCACUCUAAACCUCAUGGGAGAGCAUAUUGCAAUUCACCGGGGCAACUUACCUGCAGACUUCACUAUUGACCAAACAUUUAUGUACACGAUUCACUCCAAAGAAACAGAUAAGAGCGGUGAAAGCUGAUACUAUUACAGGUGAACUGAACAGAGGGCUAUAGUUCCCCCCACCUCCCGUUUUCAAUCUAUAAUGACCCAUUCAUGUGAGGUGGUUUGAUGAAUUAAAUUGAGUGUAUUUCCCUGAUUUAACUAUUUGCUACUCUUUUUUAAUGGGCGUUCAGUCUGCAUUUCAUUACUUGUGUAUUAUAAAUUUGUCCAUAUCUUUGAUGGUUUUGAAUCCAGGUUACUAAUUUAAUAUUUUUAUUUAAA
This is a messenger RNA of Xenopus laevis (African clawed frog), 5497 nucleotides long. It is a transcript of the gene zbtb39.S, whose product is annotated as zinc finger and BTB domain containing 39 S homeolog. Lineage: Eukaryota; Metazoa; Chordata; Amphibia; Anura; Pipidae. Gene Ontology annotation, biological process: regulation of transcription by RNA polymerase II. The coding region runs from base 3165 to 5255 and encodes 696 amino acids. Gene Ontology annotation, molecular function: DNA-binding transcription factor activity, RNA polymerase II-specific. The record is from RefSeq and is a predicted model, not a curated record. The transcript is spliced from 3 exons. Gene Ontology annotation, cellular component: nucleus.